AUGAAGCUAUAUAAUCCAUUGACUAGAGUGUUAAAAAAGGUCCCCAAGAUACCUUUUAUCAACAAGAUCGUCGUAGCGUUUGGAUUGGGUCAUGGUGCAACCCAAGACGAUGUAAAGAUUGUGACAUUACUCGGUCCUAAUCGCUCAAAUAAGACCAGUAGCUCAUUAUUUUCUUUGUGUGCCUUCAGUGUUAAAAACCAAUCAUGGAGCGCAAUGUCAGAAUCAUCUAUUGGGUUUUAUGAGUUUCCUAAUCAUGCUGGCACGUUUUUAAAUGGAUUGUUGUAUUGGAAUGUAUGCUGCAAGGACGAGUACGUCUUGAUACUGGCUCUAGAUGUUAAGGAGAUGAAGUUAGUGGAGAUGGAAGUUCCAUACGAUCGUAGAAUGCGUUAUUCUACUCUGGGUACCAUAAAUGGAUGUCUUUGCUUGCUGAAUUACUAUAAAGAUUUGGACGACGACCUUGUUAAAUUUGAGUUAUUGGUAAUGAAGGACCAUGGUAUAUGGGAAUCACGUUCGACGACGUACAGCAGUACUUUCAAGGAUGAUAUCUGA
This is a messenger RNA of Erigeron canadensis, 549 nucleotides long. RefSeq lists its product as uncharacterized. Lineage: Eukaryota; Viridiplantae; Streptophyta; Magnoliopsida; Asterales; Asteraceae. The transcript has a single exon. The record is from RefSeq and is a predicted model, not a curated record. The coding region runs from base 1 to 549 and encodes 182 amino acids.